AUGAUUGAAUUGUUGAUGGGAGAUCAAAUUUGGAGGCUCCGAAAUCAGAUUGAAAAAUUAAGAAUGUACUUUAUAUUUUCUUUUUUUCUAGAAAUCCAAGAGAAAGUCCAAGGGAAUAAAAAUAACAGAAAAUAAAUAUGAAUGAUAGAUUUCCUAGAUCAGAGAACAAUAUUUAAAUAUUAUAUAAUAAAAAUUAUUAAAGAAUAUAUAAUGCAGAAAAACAAUUGAAUAAGAACAGAAAGUUAAGAAAAAUCAUUAAUAUAAUUAAUUAUUAUUAUUAAUAUUAAUUAGUGUAAACAAAAUUGAUUAACUUGAAUAAAUUCUCGACUGAAUGA
This is a messenger RNA of Paramecium octaurelia, 335 nucleotides long. The record is from the annotation of a GenBank genome assembly. Lineage: Eukaryota; Ciliophora; Oligohymenophorea; Peniculida; Parameciidae.